AUGAACAUUCAGCCUUUCCUCGAGGUCGUCGGGGCUCCCUCGAAAUCCGGAGGGAGCUCCUGUGGAGAUGUCAUAGCAAAUGUCUCUUCCCAGCGACCGAUGCAAUUGCAAACUCCACCAGGAUCAGACUCUGGAAGCCCAAGAGUUAAGAUUGAGGGCAUCUACUCCGAGCCCCAAGAGGUCGCGACCUUUGCGGAACCCCAUCGUCUCAACUCCCCUCGUGAUGACUCGCCCGUGAGACUUCCUAGUCUAGGGGAGUUCGACGAGGGCGUAGAGGCUCUUAUUCAAAAGCAUGGCCCAGUUAGCUCCUGGGCUCCUCCAUCCCCACUAUCUGGCCUGUCUGGCAAUCCUACCGUUCUGCAGCCCCUGAAGUCUCUCAAUCUAUCUGAGCCAUCAUGGUCCUUUAGAGACUUCCCUUCAGAGGACCCGGCCACCGAUGGCUAUGCUUCUUCUCGUCGAGGAACCAUCACUAGCCUUGAUCAAUACACCCUGGCCGUUGACCACAGCCGACAGCCACUACAGAACAACUACGGUCUCUACAGCAGCUACAGCAACCCUCACGGAAAAGUUGGUGGUGCUACAGUUGCAUGGAACCAACCUCUGCAGAGACAAACAGGCAUGGACUGUUACCCGAGCCCACCGCCCGAGUGUGAGAAUAGACACAUCAACCAGAAGUACACGACCGAGGAAGGAGACUUCAUUAUUUACGCUUGGCAUGAUAAGAAGAUGAAGUGGCAGCGCAUCAAGCAAGAAUUCGCUGCGCGAUUCGGCCGCACCCCCGAGCGCACCGUCCAGGGUCUUCAGGCAUGGUACUACCGCAUGAAUCUGCGCAUACCAAUCUGGGAUCAGGACGGCUGGCUCUGCUUCGACAACGAGGACGACCUCGAGCCUCGUCACGUCAGCAUCAAGUGCCGGGAGCGUGACAGCCAAGACAAGCCUAUGGAGCCGCUCGGGCUUGCCCAGCGGUACCCCGAGCGGGCAGUGAAUUACGCCUGGGUCGACCCAGAGCUCAAGCUCAAGGCCCGAGACUGGGCUGCGAAGAGAGCCUUGCAAUACCGAGAACGUCGAGAGCGAAGACGAAGAAAGGAGCAGCGACGAUUGAAGCUGUAG
Messenger RNA from Fusarium keratoplasticum, 1110 nucleotides. RefSeq lists its product as uncharacterized. The record is from RefSeq and is a predicted model, not a curated record. The transcript has 3 exons. Bases 1 to 1110 code for a protein of 369 amino acids. NCBI's taxonomy places the organism in Eukaryota, Fungi, Ascomycota, Sordariomycetes, Hypocreales, Nectriaceae.